AUGGGCAGGGCAUACACAAUCGGCCUCGCCACAUUUGCAGCAACGGGGAGUUUCCUCUUUGGCUACGACUCAGGCGUCAUGACCGACGUGAUCGCCUCUCGGAAUUUCCUGGACUUCUUCGACACGACCAAAACAUCGUCGAUCAUCGGUGCCAUCAAUAGCACGUUCUCUGGCGGAGCUGCCAUUGGGGCCUUGACCGCUGGCCUGACAAUCGACCGUCUUGGUCGCCGAUUCACCAUCCAGCUAGGCGCGAUCAUUGCAACUAUUGGCGCUAUCCUGCAAUGCGCCGCGCAAGAUCUGGCCAUGAUCCUCGUCGGCCGCAUCGUCGCUGGUUGGGCAGUGGGGAUCUUGAGCAUGUCGGUCCCUGUCUACCAGGCUGAAUGCGCGCAUCCGAGGAACCGUGGCUUCAUCGUCGGCCUCGCCCAGCAAAUGAUCGGCGUCGGAUUUAUUGUGAGCACGUGGAUUGGCUACGGAUGCCUGCAUGCCCCGGACACGAACUCGGUCCAGUGGCGGUUUCCGCUUGCUUUCCAAGGGCUCCCUUCCAUCUUGCUGUGCAUCGGCAUGAUCUGGCUUCCGGAAUCGCCGCGGCAUCUGGUUGAAAAGCAAAAGGAUGAAGAGGCUAUGAGGGUGCUGAGGCGGCUUCAUUACGACGGCACAAACAGUGACUGGAUUGAAUCUGAAUUUACAGAGAUCAAGGCGACCAUUGAUGCGGAGCGGGAGCUUACGGCCCCCGGUUGGUUGGUUAUGUUUCGCGUGCCCCAGUGGAGGAAGCGACUGCUUCUCGGAACAGCCGUCCAGGUCUUUACCCAGAUGACCGGAGUCAAUGUCAUCAAUUACUACCAGAACAUCAUGUACGAAUCCCUCGGUAUAACCGGCCACCGCGCGACCCUCGUUUCCGGAAUCUACAACGUCGUCGGCCCAAUCGCAAACCUCAUCUUCAUCACCUUUAUCCUCGACCGCGUCGGCCGCCGCCGCCCACUGAUGUUCGGCGCGGGCGCAAUCGCCAUCGCGCUCGUCUGCGAAGCAGCACUGAACUCGCAAAACGAAGCCGGUACCCACGACGGAUACAGCAUCGGCGGCGUCUUCUUCCUCUUCUGCGUGACGGUCAUCUUCUCCAUGUCGUUUGGGUCGAUCAGCUGGGUGUACAUGUCCGAGGUGAUGCCGAUGCAGAUCCGCGGCAAGGGCAAUGCGUUUGCGACGGGGGUGGGGAAUUGGACGGUGAGUACGUUGUGGAGCCAGGUUUCGCCGAUUGCGCUCGACAAGAUUGGGUGGAAGUUUUACUUUUUGUUUGCGGGUUGGAAUCUCUUCGUGACUAUCCCGACAAUCUAUUUCUUCUUCAAGGAGACGAAGCAAAAGUCGCUCGAGGAAAUCGAUCUCCUCUUCGGCGGCAGAGCGUUGGGGACUCUGGGGCCUGAUCUCAGCUCCAAGAACGUCGAGAAACGGGACUCGUGCGAGGACUCGCGGCAGAUCGAGGAGGUCUCCAAGACCCCACAAGCGUAG
This is a messenger RNA of Aspergillus calidoustus, 1500 nucleotides long. Lineage: Eukaryota; Fungi; Ascomycota; Eurotiomycetes; Eurotiales; Aspergillaceae. The record is from the annotation of a GenBank genome assembly.